Oppiella nova is the source of this 804-nucleotide messenger RNA. The record is from the annotation of a GenBank genome assembly. NCBI's taxonomy places the organism in Eukaryota, Metazoa, Arthropoda, Arachnida, Sarcoptiformes, Oppiidae.
AUGGAUGAUUCCGAUGACGAGGAGAUAUAUAGGGCUAGAAUAAUAUUCCUAUUAAUUGUAUUAUUUGUGACAAUCGCUGCGGUUAUCCUAUCGGAAAGUCCCGUCCACUAUAGGGGACACAAAAUUGAUUACUGGAAUGAACCAUAUUUUAAAGACCCAUCAGAACCCGUAUUAAUACAAAUCAGUUCAACAGAAGUGGAGACACUAUUGAGAGAAGAGUUGACUCAAUUGAACAUCAAUUUCACGGUUUGUAUCGAAGACCUGCAAAAGGCUAUCGAAGAGGAAAGGGUUGAACACCAGAAACAUAGCAAUGAAACGGAGUUUAAUUUCAGUCGAUAUCAUACUUACGAUGAAAUUUUCGAUUAUUUGAAGACUGAUGUCAUUAAAAGUAAUUUUGUUAAUAUCGACUCAAUUGGCGAGUCUUUUGAAGGCAGAAAAAUACCGGUUAUUCGGAUCAGUAGUGAUCUGAAGGAUGAAUCAAAACCCAUAAUAAUAAUCGAUAGUUUGAUUCAUUCAAAGGAAUGGGUGACCGGCGCCACCACUCUCUUCAUUAUGAAUCAACUCAUAGCUAAUGAAUCGAUGAGAUAUUUGAUCGAUAACUUUGAAUUCAAUUUAAUACCCGUUUUCAAUCCGGACGGUUGGAGAACCGAUAGAUUGUGGCGAAAAAGUCGCUCAUUUUCUAUCACAUCAUUCUUAUGCCGUGGCGUUGAUCUCAAUCGCAAUUUUGAGAUCAACUUCGGCAGCGAUUCUACUGAGGAAUUGGGAAAAUUCUCUAUCCAUCCGAAGAACACAAUCAACAGUUGA